Messenger RNA from Cladophialophora psammophila CBS 110553, 528 nucleotides. RefSeq lists its product as uncharacterized. NCBI's taxonomy places the organism in Eukaryota, Fungi, Ascomycota, Eurotiomycetes, Chaetothyriales, Herpotrichiellaceae. The record is from RefSeq and is a predicted model, not a curated record. The transcript has a single exon. Bases 1 to 528 code for a protein of 175 amino acids.
AUGGCUAUUCUAUCUCCAAUUCCGAACGAAGAGUUCUCUCACCUCGUGAGUAUCGGCGGUGGCAUUUUCAAGUCCCGGAUCAUUCAUGCGCCUUUGGCCGUCGCUUCCGAACUCUUGAAGGAGAUUGAAGAGAAUGGAAUAAUGACGGAGCCGAUAGGCUUCAGGAAGACGCUGGUUGAUGCAGUCGAAGAGGCCCUCCAUCAGACGGGCCGACGCAUCCAGCUUGGAGAGACCAACGCCGAUGUCAAGAUGCACAUGAAACUGAGCAUGGUCAUUUGCCGGGCGAAAAUGAAUUUCGUAAGAGGCGAGUCGCUGUGGCAAAGAUUGGCACAAACUGCCAAAGAAAGCCUGGAAAUGUCACUUUCUUGGCUUCAAUCACGCGCUUCGCAGAGGGAUGAAGAGACACUGGACGGUCAGGAAGUCGGCUUUCAACAGGAUUUCAACCUUGGCUCAGACGGGGAUUUUGAGGAUAUCUUUGGAACUAUGGACUUUGGCCUGGACGAAACAUUUGGCAUGGAUUUAACAUAG